AUGACUCACACUCCCCAUCACACGCUGCCUGUGCAGGCCGCCUUUGAAGGGGGGGGCAGCUUCAAUCAAUCGGAGGCUGAGGAUGGUCCAGAGAGGAGGCCAACAGAGAGCAGCGUGGCCCCGAACGUGAGCCGGGGAGAGGAGGGUGGCGCCGGGAGACAGACGGAGGUGGCGCCACAGAAAUCGACGGAGAGCAGCUCCACCUCUCCACCCCUGAGACCCGAGACCAGCUCUGCUCCAGCCCACACCUUCAGCAGCAACACAGCAAACCCAGCUCCACCCCUGCUGGUGUAUCUUGGAAACCCCGUAGAAGCGAUCACGGUGAAACCCGCCGCUCCAGCUGCUCCUGAACCCACCAGCAGACCCACGUCAGACACUGUGAAGGUGCUUCAGUCUGUAGCCGGAACUCCACCUUCCACCACCCACCUGACUGUGACCUCUGACCUCACCACCUCCACCUUGUCAGCAGCCACCACCACGACGGCGGCGACUGAGUCAGCAGCUUCAGCGUCGGUGUCACACGUUGGAGGGUCAAACCGUGGUCCAGUGGCUGUCGUGGGCCCCGACAGGAGCCUGUCUCUCCCGGUGAGCAGCUUGUUGCUCAACGGCAGCGGCAGCAGUGACGACCGCGGCAUCGUCAGCUACCGCUGGGAGGCGGUCAGCGGGCCUCCCGGUCUGAGGCUGGAUGACGCGGAUCAGCCUGUCGCCACAGCCUCAGGGGUUCGGGCGGGGCGCUACACCUUCAGACUGACUGUCUCUGACCAGGAGGGGGCGACAGACAGUGCCUCGCUCACCGUCCGAGUCCUGGAAGCCAGUAGUCUUCUUCCGGUCGCCCACGCCAGCGGCAGCCACUCGCUCACUCUGCCCAACAACUCUCUGGUCCUCAGAGGCUCGGUGACCAACGCCGAUCAGACCGCGGUCCACUUCCUGUGGACCCGAGACAGCCAGAGUCCUGCUGCCGGGGACGUCCUGUACGGCUCCGAUACUCAGCCCUCGCUCUACCUCGCUAACCUGGUCGAAGGCACCUACCUGUUCCAGCUGAAGGUGACCAACGCGCAGGGGCGCUCCGGCUCCGCCACGGCCACCGUGGAGGUGCGACCAGAGCCCGGCGGCGGCGAGCAGGUGGAGCUGGAGAUGCUGGUGUCGGUGUCUCAGGUGAGCGUGGCUCAGAGGGACACGGUGGUCCGACAGCUCGCCGCUCUGAUCCCCGUCCUCGACAGCGACGUCCAGGUGCGAGCGCUGCAGGGACACUCCCACAUCAGCACCGUGUUGCGGUUCUCCGUGCGCGGCGCCUCGGGACCCCUCUCCGCCUCCCGAUUGGUCGGCGUGCUGCGCAGCCAGCUGCUCUUCGAGAAGAGCGACUACCUGCUGUUCAGAGUCCUGAGGGUGGACACCGUCUUGUGUCUGCUCAGCUGUUCCGGGCGUGGUCAGUGCGAUCCAAUCACCAAGCAGUGCGCCUGCGACCCCUUCUGGACCGAGAACCUGAUUCGUCGUUACCUCGGCGACGGAGAGAGCAACUGUGAGUGGAGGGUCCUGUACGUCAUCCUGACCAGCUUCGUGCUCGUCGUCCUCAUCCUGUCGCUCGGCUGGGCGUUCAUCUGCUGCUGUAAGAGGAGACGACAGACCAAAGCGAGGAAGAAAACCAAAUACACCAUCCUGGACAACAUGGACGAGCAGGAGAGGGUGGAGCUCCGCCCCAAAUUCAGUAUCAAGCACCGCAGCACGGAGCACAACUCCAGCCUCAUGAUGUCCGAGUCGGAGCUGGACAGCGACCAGGACACCAUCUUCAGCCGCGACCGGCCGGUCCGCAGCAGGAACCGCAUCAGCGCCAUGGCCGCCCGCAACGGCGACGCCUUCGGAUGACGGGACGGCCGAUCUCUCGCAGACGUUGAAUGGUGCAUUCUGGGACAUGUAUGAGAGACCACAUUACCCAGAAUUCCAGAGAAUUCUAACGUGUCCCAUUUCAAAGGACGCGAGGAACUCUAGACCCGGAGGACGGACGCGCGUCUGCUCGGACAGAUAACAGGAAGAGCGAGAGGGCGGGACAUGUCAGGCAUCGCAUCACACCACUGCCAGGCGUCCGAUUCACAGCUGUGAGCUCGUUAGCUAACAGAGCGCUCGCUAGGAAACACGGCAGAGUCAUGGUUCAUCUGAGCCCGCCUCACAGACGCCAUCCGCCAGGUUCAACUUCAAUGUUUGUUGGUUAACGAGAAGCAGCGUGUGAAUCAGACAGUUUUUAAAGUGAAACUGUGAUGAAGGUUGUGAGCCGACAUAAAAACACCAACACAGCUCGAAGUAUCACAAACUCGUCUUUAAUUUAGUCCCAAAUACAAAAUGUACACAUGAACUUUGACCACAUCCGCUAAAGUUACAGAGACAAACAUCCAGUUAUUAAACUGCUACAGAUUUCAUUAAAAUGCUAACGUUUCACAUGUAGCCGAGUCGACAGGUUUGUACCCAUUCAUGUUUUCAUGGCUCCGUGCGGCGCCCGGCUGUCGCUCUGUCGGCUUCGUUUCCAAAGAAUCAGGCGUGUCGCGCAUCACGUACAUAAUUUCUUUAGGAAUGAAUAAAUUAUUCCGACUCAGGAGGAUUCAUGUGAGUGAAGCUUUAUGGACACUCGCUGCGUCGUGAGUGAAGCAGAAAAUUAGUUUAAAAAAAA
Messenger RNA from Oreochromis niloticus (Nile tilapia), 2659 nucleotides. Its product is annotated as dyslexia-associated protein KIAA0319. Gene Ontology annotation, biological process: neuron migration. The transcript is spliced from 15 exons. Gene Ontology annotation, cellular component: cytoplasmic vesicle; plasma membrane. Lineage: Eukaryota; Metazoa; Chordata; Actinopteri; Cichliformes; Cichlidae. The coding region runs from base 1 to 1863 and encodes 620 amino acids. The record is from RefSeq and is a predicted model, not a curated record.